Cololabis saira (Pacific saury) is the source of this 1299-nucleotide messenger RNA. RefSeq names its product probable transmembrane reductase CYB561D1 (gene cyb561d1). The record is from RefSeq and is a predicted model, not a curated record. Gene Ontology annotation, molecular function: transmembrane monodehydroascorbate reductase activity. NCBI's taxonomy places the organism in Eukaryota, Metazoa, Chordata, Actinopteri, Beloniformes, Belonidae. The coding region runs from base 191 to 892 and encodes 233 amino acids. The transcript is spliced from 3 exons.
CUUUUUGGCGACACCGGUCCGGGGGUGAUACCGGGGCUGGAUCCUCCGCUUCUCUGAACACACGGAUUACUCCUCCCGCGCACGCGCCGCGGGAGCUCGUGUUGACCCACUUCCACGGGCCGGAAGUGUCCUGAGACUCGGGUCCUUCCGCUCCCGGGACCUGACAGGACCAGGAACCGGGACCGGGACUAUGCCGGGGGACGUGGAGUACAGCCCGCUGGGGGACGGGCCGGGCCCGCGGGACGACUGGCUGAACUCGUGGCUCCGCAGAGCCGCCGUGCUGGCCGCCCACGCCACGGCCGUGGGCUGCACGCUGAGCCUGGCGCUGCUGGCCAGACCCGGGACCAGUCUGUUUUCUUGGCAUCCAAUGUGCAUGUCUGUUGCUUACUGUCUGCUCAUGACCGAAGGCAUCCUGCUCUUCUCAGCCGAGGGAUCUCCGUUCUGCUUCAAGUCCCGCAAAGGUAAAGUGCGUCUGCACUGGUUCUUCCAGACUCUGGUGCUGAUCCUGGCGGCCACCGGGCUGGGCUUCAUCGUGGGCAGCAGGACCGUGUCGGAGCUGCCCCACCUGGCCAGCUGGCACAGCCUGCUGGGCGCCGCCACGCUGGCCGCCACCGGCCUGCAGGCGGCCUGCGGCGUGGCCGUGGUCUUCCACAAGCAGCUGCGGCUGUCCUUCCCCCCGGCCCGGCUCAAGCUGUACCACGCCACCUGGGGGCUGCUGGUGUACCUGCUGGCCACCGUCACCGUGGUGGCCGCCACCUUCUCCGACUGGUUCCAGGCCACGGUGAAGGGCUGGGCCUGGUGGGCCUUCCUGCUGCUGCCCCUCUACCCCGCCCUGGUGGUCAUGAACCAGAUCAUCAACGCCUACCUGCCCCGCAAGAAGAUCAGCAGCUAGGAGGCCGCGGGAGAGAGACGGGAGAACACGAGCCUCUUCUUCAACCACCUCGGGGAAGUUCUCAGGUUAGCAGCUCCACUUCUUCCUUCCUUCUUUUCCCCACUGAGGAACCAAAGAUGAAGUGGCCUAUCACAGGUCCAGGGAGAGCUUUGAGACGUGUGUGGGGGCCUCUAGUGGAGGGUAGAGGAACUGCAGCCGUGCGAUCUGCUGAGAGGACGACGAGCCAGGGAACGUGUCUGAUGAAGCUGCUGAGGAUGAGCGGAUCGCCAUGACGACGGUCUGCACAGGUGAAACACUGGACGACGUAGCGAGUGGUUUUGGACACGUGGAAAAGGGGCGGGGCCUUUUUGCACUGAAAUCGUUGAUUGAAUCAAGCAUAAUUUUGUGUGAACGGCAGCGAGGCUUUU